AUGCACGAAACUUCAUCCACCAUGCAAGAAACAUGCACCAUGCAUGAAACAUCAUCCACCAUCCAUGAAAUAUCAUCCACCAUGCAUGAAACAUCAUUCACCAUGCAUGAAACAUCAUCCACCAUGCAUGAAACAUCAUCCACCAUGCAUGAAACAUCAUCCACCAAGCACGAAACAUCAUCCACCAUGCAGGAAACAUCAUCCACCAUGCAGGAAACAUCAUCCACCAUUCAUGAAAUAUCAUCCACCAUGCAUGAAACAUCAUCCACCAUACAUGAAACAUCAUCCACCAUGCACGAAACAUCAUCCACCAUGCACGAUCCAUCAUCCACCAAGCACAAAACAUCAUCCUCCAUGCACGAAACAUCACCCACCAUGCACGAAACAUCAUCCACCAUGCACGAAACAUCACCCACCAUGCACGAAACAUCAUCCACCAUGCACGAAACAUCAUCCACCAAGCACAAAACAUCAUCCACCAUGCACGAAACAUCAUCCACCAUGCACGAAACAUCAUCCACCAUGCACGAAACAUCAUCCACCAUGCACGAAACAUCAUCCACCAUGUACGAAACAUCACCCACCAUGCACGAAACAUCAUCCACCAUGUACGAAACAUCAUCCACCAUGUACGAAACAUCAUCCACCAUGCACGAAACAUCACCCACCAUGCACGAAACAUCAUCCACCAUGUACGAAACAGCACCCACCAUGCACGAAACAUCAUCCACCAUGCACGAAACAUCAUCCACCAUGCACGAAACAUCAUCCACCAUGCACGAAACAUCAUCCACCAUGCACGAAACAUCAUCCACCAUGCACGAAACAUCACCCACCAUGCACGAAACAUCAUCCACCAUGCACGAAACAUCAUCCACCAUGCAGGAAACAUCAUCCACCAUGCACGAAACAUCACCCACCAUGCAGGAAACAUCACCCACCAUGCAUGAAACAUCAUCCACCAUGCACGAAACAUCAUCCACCAUGCACAAACAUCAUCCACCAUGCACGAAACAUCAUCCACCAUGCAGGAAACAUCAUCCACCAUGCACGAAACAUCAUCCACCAUGCACGAAACAUCACCCACCAUGCACGAAACAUCACCCACCAUGCACGAAACAUCACCCACCAUGA
Messenger RNA from Procambarus clarkii (red swamp crayfish), 1134 nucleotides. Its product is annotated as mucin-2-like. Lineage: Eukaryota; Metazoa; Arthropoda; Malacostraca; Decapoda; Cambaridae. The record is from RefSeq and is a predicted model, not a curated record.